AUGGCGCCCAGCAGCCUUGAUCUGGUCAUCACGACCGCCCUGGAAGGACGAAUGAAGGACUUGCGGACCCGCCAGCGGAUUCUCCGGGAUCUUCACACCAAAUUGACUGAGAACGUGGAGGAGUUGGUGAUCGCAACGGCGAGGGAUGAUCGCAUCUCCCGCGAAGAAGCCCAGGUAGUGGUGUCCGCGGGACUCCUUGAGCUUCGUGCCCACUAUGAUCGACUUGACCUCAAGGACGAGUUGGAUGAAGAGUAUAGCAUCGCCCGGAAGGAAUCUCGUCUCAAAAAAAGAGUCCCGUCUGGCAUGGUGUACGUGAUUCCCGAGGCCUAUACCACCUUCUUCAGCAUCAUUACCGCGCUCUCCGCGGCCAUCGCUGCCGGGAAUUGCGUCGUGAUAGAGAUGCAGGAUAGUCUCGCUCGCAGUCCCCGAGUGCUCCGCCGAUGUCUUCAAGAGCUACAGCAGUACACUGACUCUGUCACGACUGUCUCCCAACGACCGGGACCCGAAUUCUUGCGCCACUGUCUCCUUGUCGAACAGGCGGUGGAGGAGAAAGUCUCCGCGUCAUCCGAAUGUCUACGCGUGUUACCCUCCAUUCGUCGGAGGACCGUGGCCAUUGUGGAUCGGACGGCGGAUGCCAGUGUAGCGGCCAGGGAGAUCGUGGCAUCCCAGCUCCUGUUCCAGAGCCAAGGCAGGUACUCGGUUGACCAGGUGUUUGUGAAUGAGUACGUCCUAGAUGACUUUUAUAGUGCCCUCACGCGAGAGGCUGCGGAGAUUGCGACGCGCCUCGCCACCAGGGUUUCAAAUUUGAAAGACCGUGAUUCCAAAGGGGCUGUCAUAGGUCUGCAGAAGCCUGAGUUUCCCGUUCUUCAAAUAUCUGACAGAUCCGAUUCCCGCCUACACCAAAGACAGCACCAGCGGGGCUUCAUCAUCCACAAGGUGACUAGUCUAGACGACGCUAUCGACACGGUCUGUGAGGGCCGUGCAGCCGGAGCUCUCUAUCUCUUUGCAGGGUACGACGAAGCAAAGUAUCUGUCUCAGUACAUUCCCUCGCAAGCCACCUUUGUCAACCACAUUCCCCCGGAACUGCAAAUUGGUCCUGCCUACCCGGAAGGUUUCGAGACGUCGGUUUCCCUGCGGUAUACACGAGAGAUGUUUGAGACUCCGCGGCCGGAACGGGUGGAUACUGGCAAGGUUCGACACUCAAUCACACUUUGUGAUCAUAUCACCGCGGGCAAGACGUCGGCAAUCGUGUCUCGGGCUUGUCAGCCACUCAAAGCGACGGGCCAAGGAAGAGCGGGGGCGAUGGAUUUCUUUUUGCAGGGCAUGAUCUUCAAUUUGGUCACUUGUGUGCUGCCCUUAACCGCGUUGUCGCUGUACGCGACUAGCAAAGGCAUCGGGAUGCUAUAUCAGCGGUUUUUGAAACUCUAG
Penicillium brasilianum is the source of this 1428-nucleotide messenger RNA. NCBI's taxonomy places the organism in Eukaryota, Fungi, Ascomycota, Eurotiomycetes, Eurotiales, Aspergillaceae. The record is from the annotation of a GenBank genome assembly.